AUGUCCACCGAUCUAGAUGACUCUAAAAUCGGGUCUGCUAAAGCAAGGUUUAACGAGAUCGCCAAGACUACAGACGAUGUCUUAGUCAAGCUCAGGGCUAUUGCUCCAAAACCGUCCUUACCAUCUUCCAAGCAAGAAAAAGCAUGCGAAACUCCCAGAUUGCGUAGGAUAGAUUUUCGUCCUCUCGAUAAGGCCUCGCCGAAAAAUUGGUUCGAAGAUUUAGAGAUCGUGUUCCAUGCAAUGGGAGUCGUCGAGCAAAGUUUGAAAUACGCGUCUCUGUUAAGGCUUGUAGACGGCCAAAUUAGCAAUUUGCUGAGUUCCAUUUCAAGAGAACAGCCCAUUGAUUGUUAUUCCCAAGCUCGUAAGAUCAUCAUAGCCGAAUUUUCUUUGUCCAAAUUCGAUCGAGCAAAGAUGUAUCUGUUAGAUUCAUCGCCAGGUCCCGAAGAAAACCUUUCCCACUUCGCAUCCAGGAUCGAAGUGCUGUUCGAAGACUUGUCUUUGGACGAUAUCC
This is a messenger RNA of Paramuricea clavata, 511 nucleotides long. NCBI's taxonomy places the organism in Eukaryota, Metazoa, Cnidaria, Anthozoa, Malacalcyonacea, Plexauridae. The record is from the annotation of a GenBank genome assembly.